This is a messenger RNA of Trematomus bernacchii (emerald rockcod), 4203 nucleotides long. RefSeq lists its product as uncharacterized. The coding region runs from base 408 to 1250 and encodes 280 amino acids. The transcript is spliced from 8 exons. NCBI's taxonomy places the organism in Eukaryota, Metazoa, Chordata, Actinopteri, Perciformes, Nototheniidae. The record is from RefSeq and is a predicted model, not a curated record.
GCUGGAUACUGUGGAGUGUCUCGUGGCGGCGAUGCAACGAAACCGACUGAGAGCGAGCCUCCCACGAAAAACGGCAAACGGGAUUCAGUUGUUCGGGAAAGAAAAUACAGGAUUAAUAUAUAAAACAAGUUUAAUUGCGUCCCGUCUGUGUGGAAUAGUUUUCGGCUUCCAGAGGUGUGUUCGGCGUACUCAAAGUUACCAAAAAGCUGCAAAAAACUUGCGAGUGAACACUGAGACAGAAGCAUAAAGGACACACCUGUCCAUCUUCUAUCCUCUAUCUUUAAGAAAAUGUCGGUGGCAAUGCAGAUGUCAGCCACACUCAGUUAAAUGUUAGUACUACUUGAGCAGAUAUUGCUCGGCUGGCCGAAGAGGAAAAAGAAGAAAGUGGCUGCUCAAGGUGCUGGAAGAUGUCUCUCUGGAUGAUACUGCCCGUUAGCCUCCCAGUUCUGACCAUCACUGGGAUAUGGGUUGUGUACGCCAUGGCCCUGUACAAUCAACAUGUCUGCCCUGUGGAUAACUGGUUGUACAACCAAUCAUGUGAAGAGGAUCUGUAUUUGCAGAGCGGGCCAACCUUGUGCUGCACGCUAGACAAUGUACCUCUCAUAAGUAAAUGUGGGACUCUUCCCCCGGAGAGCUGCUUCUUCAGCCUGAUCUGCAGCACAGGCUCAUUCAUGGUUAUGGUGAUCGUGCUGCUCCGCUACGCCCACGUCAUUGAGAAGCACCAAAAUUGUGUUCUCAACACGGCGAGUCUCUCCACAGGCUGGAUCUGUGCCGCUGGACUCAUGAUGGUGGGCAACUUCCAGGUGGAUAAUUCCAAAGUUCUCCACUAUGUCGGAGCAGGCCUCGCCUUCCCCACCAGCAUGCUGUUUGUGUGUGUGCAGACAGCUCUGACUUACCGACUGGCCAAGACCCAGGGGGAGUACAACGUGGCCCACCUGCGGCUCUGCAUGACCCUGCUGGCCUUCGUAGCCUUGGUGCUCAGUGGCGUGUUUUUCUGUCAGGAGAGCUUCGUCCUUCAACACGCGUCGGCCAUCUUUGAAUGGUUGUUCUGCGUCAUCAUCAUGCUGUUUUACGGGACUUUUGCCUUUGAGUUUGCCGGCAUGUCAUCAGAUACCAUGGUGGUGCUGGCUCGAGGGACCCUGGGACCUGCUGGGAGAGAACACAAGGUGGAUGCACUGGGACCCCUGGGAGGGCCCCUUCCUCACUCACAGCCACACCCACACCAACCUGAAAACAUGUCCAUACUGUAGCCUGCUGGCUCACCUCGAUGCCACACAGAUGGCUUGUAUCAUCCUUUCAAACUCUGGUUGUUGAAUGAGUUUAAUUAUUCAUUUCCAGACGCGUUCGUCUGAAGCUUUGAAAUGAACCAGGCCAGUGCCGCUCAUGGCAGAGUGGAUUCUACUAUUUCAGCCCCAGGGGUGGGGAGCUAAGCUUGUAUUGUGCUCACAUCAGAGCUCGGUGUCUCAAGAACUUUGUAUUUUGCACAUUGCACAAGUGUAAAACCAGACUUCCUCCCAACUCCGUCACGUGACCAGUAAAAGAGUAUUUUAUCAAUCAGAUAAAGAAAAUGUGCUGUUCCCCUCUGAGAUAUCGAAACAUGUCUCAAUAGUGGUCUUGGACCAGUUUCACUUCUGGUGACUUCCUGAAAGCAUCAUUAUCUACGUAGAGGAGUGACGGCUGCUGGACGGCCGAGCUGACAGUGUUACAGCAGUGAGACAGAGAGAAGAGGGUGUGAGGGUGACAGCGGGAGCAAGGUCAUGCUUGUCUUUCCCACGAGAGAAUAGAUGAAUGCAAGACAUUUAAAGAAACCGUGUCAAAAAGAAAAGUAAAACAAUGUCUUAGUCAAUCCUGCAUUAAGCAAUACUCUUGUUAUACAAUUUAAAUACAUUUUAUGUCAAAAAAAUCCUUAGAAUUAACAUCAUACUCCACGCUACAUGUCUGCCUACUUCAUAUAGUUUUUUUUAAAUGAGCAUCAUCAACAAAAUGAUGUUUGAAUAGCUACUCCACUUUGUUCCUGGAUGCUUUGUGUGAUGUACUGUGUCCUUAUUUGAACCACACACAAAAGAAACAUUAGAUCUGGUGCCUCAUUAUGUCAAAACGUUAUGACUUAAAACCUAAACUGUUGUCUUAUCCCCCUUUCUGUUGGAACCUCAAAUGUAUUCAACUUCCGUUCUACCAAAGAAUAUGAAAGAAAGAUGAUACAGUGUCCAGAGGCCAAAGACGUACCAGCUAAUUCAAGCCAGAGCACUGGGUUUAUUGAGUUUAGUGAGCCGGCUUCACACAUGUUCCCAGCUCCUAGGAGCGCAGGUCUGCAUCUCAUUACUCCCCAACAAGGAGAAGCAGCACACUGUCACUGCCUUAUGGACAAAGGGAAGAAAGAAGGGUUUGUAAUGUUACGGAGAUGUUCCGUUCUGCUUCAUUGUUACUUUACAGCAGAAUAAGCCAAAUAUCACUUUGCCUGUGGCAUUGGUGCUAAAACACACAGGGCCUUAUCUUGAUGUUUUUCCCUGAGUUUAUCUGCGUUUAUGUUAACGUCUGAUGAAAGAAAGCUAUAGGAUGGUUAUAGGAUGGUUAUAGACAUGGUUAUAGACGUCGACUGCUUAUAGUGGAGAAGCAGGGACAGGAGGUAGCCUGCUUGUGAGUGCCAGGAAUACCAAAACAGAUAUAGCUACAUUUAGAUAUGGCUCCCUGCUAAUUGAUCAUUGAUAAUUGUAUAUUUUUUUAUUUUAUUUGAGCCCCAAAAUCAUAUUUUUUAAGAUUUUCAAAUUUAGUUUUGUAUUCAAUGUCUUUCUCUGACAUGCUGUGAUGGGCUGUAAUACAGAGUAAGGAUUACUGUUUAUAUUUUGGGGAAAUGUUCAACAUCUCAGUUUAAAAUGAACACACUCUGAGCUCUCUGGUGAAAAACCUGAGCAAGCAGAGGGUUUACAGUGAUAGUCAGUUAGUAGGCGUUGUCAAAAUAUCAAACCCUCAAACCACAACCGGACACAUGUUGGAGCCAGUAUUUUGGAUGUUAGUGUUUUAGCUGCUCAAAAGCCCAGUAUUCAAACCGCUUUACAUCGUGUCGCAGAAUGACUGAAUAUGAAUACUGUCACAAAGACUGAAGUGGAAAGCUUGUUCACGCUGCUACAGACACACCUGUGAUCUCUUGCUUCUCCCUACUGGUCAAACUGCUUAUUGCAGGUGUUGGACCAGAGCUGUAAUGUUGUUGCUCCGCUCACAGGAGGUCUUGUUCUCUACUUGUAACAUUUUCCACAUUCAAUCACCUCAAGGUUCAUGCCAAAUCAGCGCUUGUAUUACUUUUACAUUUGCAGUGGAGCAAAUUCUUGAAGAGCACUUGAACUGGGCCUGUUCUUUAAUUCAGCAGCGAUCUUCAGUUGUCUACCAGGUAUUACUUUGAAGUCAAACUUGACCAUGUGACACUAGUUUUGCAAUAUGCAUUCUUUUAAGUAAGUGUUAUUGUCAAAUGAUGGUGCUGCUCAUGUUGCUCUAGCAGGAAACAUUUUCAUUACACAUUAAUUAGAUGUGAUUAGAGUAGCAAACUCUACAAAAGCCCUUGUUUGGAUUUGAACACUACAAAAAUCUCUUUUCUAAAAUGUUCCUUAAGACUGAUUGUCAUUUUGCAUCCUCUUCUUUCAAUGUCAUACUCUUCUUUCUGUCCUUGCUCCUUCUCAUUUACUGAUCUGUCUGAACUUUGCACUCAGGAAAGCGCUACGACACCAGCUGCAUUGUUUGAUUCACAGAAUGAACUCUUGCUUGCUUCUGCCUUCUGUUCUUUUGGUUGUUUAACGCAUUUGUUCUAGGACUAUUUGUUAUGUUUAUAUAUGUUGUGUUAUAUAGGUGGUUAGCCACGAUUUAAUCGAUUAUUUUUGUUAAUCAAGACUCAAGUUAAGCUUCAAAAUAAACAUUCCUGUAUAGUAAGCUUUUGAGAAUGCUUAUGCUGCUCAUGAUGGUUAAAGAUCUGCAAGAAAAACUCACCCGUGUAAUCAGUAAUCAUAGGUGAGACUUUUCUGACAAACUAGCAUCUGUAAAGCUCACAGAAAUCUGUUACUCAAUACUGUUGAAAUGCAAAAUGCUCCCUAUGUGCCUUUAUAUAUUAUUUUGAUAAUGAAAACCAAAGAGGUUUAGGUUGUAAAUUCUAUUUUGAUGAAAAGUCAUGAUUGUAUAUAUAUGCCUUAAUGUUCAACAAAUAAAAAUGUUCCAAAA